AUGGCCGGGCGCUGGUGGCUCUACGUCCAGGCCAUCUUCUGGAGGUUUUUAAUGCGCAUUGGCAUGUUCAUGCACACGCUGGGCCUGUCUCGCCCGCCGCGCCCUCGCUUCACCCGCCGCAUCACCUUCCCCUCGGGCGACCGCUGCAUCGACCUGUACUUUUACUGCCCGCCCGCCUACCUGGAGGCCCCGUCGCCAUCCCUGGCGUCCAAGGAGGGCCGUCCGUUCCCCGUCGUCGUCAACUUCCACGGCGGCGGCUUCACGCUGGGCUGCGCAACCGACGACUCGUACUGGGCCAAAUGCGUGCUGAACGAGACGGGCGCCGUGUUUGUCAGCGUGGGCUAUCGCCUGGCGCCGGAGCAUCCCUUUCCGGCAGCUGUCGACGACGGUGUCGAGGCGCUGCUGUAUCUGGCUGCCCAUGCGGGCGAGCUGGGCCUGGACAUGUCGCGCGUCGCCCUGACCGGCUUCUCCGCAGGCGGAAAUCUGGCGGUCACGGUGCCGCUGCGGCUGCAACACCGCAUUCAGAACGACCGGGGCAGCGACCUGCUCGGCCCGCUGGACUCGACGCAGAACCUGGUCGACGGCGCGGCCAACCUGCAGAUCGUGUCCAUCUUCGCCUGGUACCCCAUCCUCGACUUUGUUGCGUCGCGCGAGCACCGCCGCGCCAACUGCCCCAUGCCGGCCAAGACGCUGCCGCCUUUCCUCACCAACCUCUUCGACGAGUCCUACCUGCCCGACCAUGCGGAGCGAGCGUCGCCCUUCGCCUCGCCCGAGCGGGCCACCGACGAGAUCCUGGCCGAGGGGCUGCCGCAUCACGUCUUCCUGUACACGUGCGAGUGGGACAUGCUGAUGGAGGAGGGCCAGCGCUUCGUGCGACGUCUGCAGCGCCUAGGCAAGAAGGUGCGCGCCAUGAUGAUCGAAAAGGCGCCGCACGCGUGGGACAAGUCGCCCAACCCGUUCCGCGACCGGGCGCGGGUCAAUCUGCUGUACAAAGCGGCCUGUGCGGAGAUGAAGGCCAUUUUUGACGAGUCAUGA
This is a messenger RNA of Rasamsonia emersonii CBS 393.64, 1035 nucleotides long. Its product is annotated as Lipase. Gene Ontology annotation, molecular function: hydrolase activity. Bases 1 to 1035 code for a protein of 344 amino acids. The record is from RefSeq and is a predicted model, not a curated record. NCBI's taxonomy places the organism in Eukaryota, Fungi, Ascomycota, Eurotiomycetes, Eurotiales, Trichocomaceae. The transcript has a single exon.